Molecule: messenger RNA, 1889 nt
Organism: Acanthopagrus latus (yellowfin seabream)
Lineage: Eukaryota; Metazoa; Chordata; Actinopteri; Spariformes; Sparidae
Gene: her13
Product: hairy-related 13
Biological process (GO): regulation of neurogenesis; anterior/posterior pattern specification; regulation of transcription by RNA polymerase II
Cellular component (GO): nucleus
Molecular function (GO): DNA-binding transcription factor activity, RNA polymerase II-specific; RNA polymerase II cis-regulatory region sequence-specific DNA binding; protein dimerization activity
Source: RefSeq, a predicted model, not a curated record
AUGUUAAUAAGCCCCUAUAAAUACUAACAACAGCCACUCAGCGCCAGCAGCACGUCUCACUCGGAUUGCACAAUAAACAGAGGGCGCCUCGCCUCGCCUGCGAGUUUGUCGAUUUUUUUUCUCUUUCCUCGCCUCUUCUCUCUCUCCCCCCUUCCUGAAACCGGUUCCGUUUGCCAGCUGCCCCCCUCGCUGACGACUGGGGAGGAAGAAGCAGCAGCAGUAGGGGAGAAGCCACCGAAGACAAACAUGGCCCCGUCGGCUCGGCCCAGCAGCACCGAACUGGAUAUGGAAGAAGAUGAGUCCGAAUAUGGGAUUCAGAAAGCGGACAGAAAGACCAGGAAGCCUCUGGUGGAGAAGAAGAGGCGAGCGCGCAUCAACGAGAGUUUGCAGGAGCUGCGGACUCUGCUGGCGGACACAGACUUUCAUUCCAAGAUGGAGAACGCAGAGGUGCUGGAGAUGACGGUGAAGAAGGUGGAGGACGUGCUGAAGAACCGAAACCAAGAAACAGACGCACUCAACAGAGAAGCCAGUGAGAGGUUCGCCGCCGGCUACAUCCAGUGCAUGCACGAGGUCCACAUGUUCGUGUCCAGCUGUCCUGGGAUAGAUGCAACGGUGGCAGCGGAGCUCCUCAACCACCUGCUGGAGUGCAUGCCUCUGAACGAGGACCACCUCCAGGACGUGCUGAUGGAUCUCAUCACUGACACCUCCGGGAGUAACGGCAGCACUUGGCACGGCAGCGGCGAGACGCUCUGCGCCGACCUGGCCUCGCCUGGAGGAAGGAGUCUGACCAGCAGCUCCUCGGCCCUCUCCCCGGCACCCUCCACCACGUCCAGCGAGGACCUGUGCUCCGACCUGGACGAGACCGACAGCGAGCACAACCAGAGCUCCACUGAGAGCUUGGAGAACAGGGAGGCCCUGAGCAUGCCCACCAUGACCUACCCACGGUCCAUGUGGAGGCCCUGGUAGGGGUGUCGGGCUCGGAUGGGGUGCAUCUGGAGAUGUUGAAGCAGAGUUUGUCUUUUAAGCUGUUAAACUGGGCCUCUAACUGGAAAGGAAAAUUCCAACCGACGACACAUGACGUCUUUAAAACACUUACAUUUCAUGGCUCAUUCAGCCCUUCAGGUGACGGGCCACAUGCAUGGAUUUAUUCUGGAUUCCAGUCAAUAAUCAGAAAAGACGCAGAGGAACCAGUUCAUCCACUCAGCUAACCAAAAUGCAGCGAGAGCUGCAGAUCACCGUGCGUUUUCUGGAGGGACCGUGACUGUGGCUUUACUUUUCACCCACAAUGGAUUGCAUGCAUCCACUGCGUUGUGGGAAGUGGAGGACGUCACCCAGUGAAGUAGAAGUAGAAAGAGCCAGUUGAUGGAAUAUCAUUUCACCAGGAGAAAAAACACUGCUGAAGCGCUUUGGAUAUCACAGAAACAUCACAGAGUGCUGAAUGGUAGUUUACCUUUAUCUCAUUAUAGGGGCCCUUUCUCCGAAGGGCUUCUGCAGCUCGGGGCCUCCUGAAAGUCCUCCCCCCCCUCCUUCCCUUUUAGUCGCGACUCCCCCGGCUUUCAGUCCUCUGUUUUGACUUUUCCUAGACACCUGGAGCAAGAUGAAACCUCCCCUCUCUACACUCACUUAUAGCCCAACAAAGGACAGACAGAGGAACAGUUGAAAUUCACACUUUUUUGUGUCAGUAUCUCUGUGUAUAUAGGAUGUGGACGUGAAGAAAAGCUCUUUUAGAAACUGAGAAGUUUGGCAAUGCCUCCGAUUAAUAUAAAUAUUUCUAAUGUAUUUCAUAAGACCCGUAGUUUAUGACCAGUAGCCUCCUUCAGAAUGCUGUAAUAAUGUUUAGAAGUGCCAGGAAAAUGUCAAAAUUUGUUAAAUAAAAUAAUGUAAUUGAG